CAGAAGUUUAAGCCGGAAGCUGUCGUUGGCCGUCACAAAAACCUAAAAACACGAUAACAGUCGGGAGCAAGCAACGGAGCGAAACACGUCCUCUCCUGAAGUUUGUAACAUCCCUUAACUGACGCGAGACAUAAUGUCAGUCCUGUUGUCAGUGCUGGCCGGUGUGCUGGCUGUAUAUAUACUGCUUUAUUACACCGUGUUUAAAGGAGCCAGAUUUAAGAGCAGUAUCACGUUAAAGGGAAAAACAGCAAUUGUUACAGGGAGUAACACAGGCAUUGGCAAACCCACAGCCUUGGAUCUGGCCAAGAGAGGGGCCCGAGUGAUCCUCGCCUGCCGAAACAAACAGAGAGCUGAAGCUGCAGUUUAUGACAUAAGAAAGGAAAGUGGGAACUCAGAGGUACUGUACAUGCAUCUGGACCUGGCCAGUUUAAAGUCCGUGCGAGAUUUUGCUGAGACCUUUCUGAAGAGUGAACCGAGACUCGACUUGCUCAUUAACAACGCAGGUCUUAUCGCAUCAGGCAGAACUGAAGAUGGGUUUGGCAUGGCGUUCGGCGUCAACCACCUGGGCCACUUUUUGCUGACGCUGUUGCUGUUGGAUCGUCUAAAGCAGGCAGAGCACAGCCGCGUCGUCAACGUGUCCGCCCUGCUGCAUCGGCUGGGUUCUGUUGACUUCAACCUCCUCAACACGCACAAGGAUCUGGUCACAGGUCAGUCGUCCUGGGACACCCUCAGAGCCUACUGCCACAGCAAACUCUGCAAUGUGCUCUUUACUCGUGAGCUCGCAAACCGCUUGGAAGGGACCAGUGUCACCUGCUAUUGCCUGCAUCCAGGUGUCAUAGCCACUGAGAUUGGUCGGAAUAUGAAUAUGCUGCAGAAGCUGCUUUACCCGGUCAUGUCCAAGCUGUUUUUCCUGGACCCAGAGGCAGGUGCGCAGACCACGCUUUACUGUGCUUUGCAGGAGGGACUUGAGCCUUUGAGUGGACGGUACUUCUCUUCCUGCGCUCUGCAGAACGUUAGCGCUGACGGACGGGAUGAUGCCCUGGCCAGGAAGCUUUGGGAAGUGAGCGAGAGGCUGUGUGGCCUAUCCUAAGUGAGCUCACGCAGGUUUGUGGAACAAUAGAACUCCACACACAAAAACCCAAUAACGGUCACAGGUGUACACAGGUGGCUUGUUUUUGCAUUCAGUAUAUAUUGUUUUAAAAUAUGUUGUUGCUUUAAAUGAACGCAGUGUGUUUAAAUUAGGGGUUCACUGAUAUUUAAAGGAUUAGUUCACUUUAAAAUGAAAAUUACCCCAUGAUUUACUCACCCUUAAGCCAUCCUAGGUGUAUAUGACUUUCUUCUUUCAGACGAAUACAAUCGGAUGUUAUAUUAAUAAUCAU
Molecule: messenger RNA, 1379 nt
Organism: Megalobrama amblycephala (Wuchang bream)
Lineage: Eukaryota; Metazoa; Chordata; Actinopteri; Cypriniformes; Xenocyprididae
Gene: dhrs13a.3
Product: dehydrogenase/reductase (SDR family) member 13a, duplicate 3
Exons: 5
Coding region: 134-1090 (318 amino acids)
Source: RefSeq, a predicted model, not a curated record